Messenger RNA from Ophidiomyces ophidiicola, 1242 nucleotides. RefSeq names its product bifunctional chorismate synthase/riboflavin reductase [NAD(P)H] aro2 (gene ARO2). Lineage: Eukaryota; Fungi; Ascomycota; Eurotiomycetes; Onygenales; Onygenaceae. Bases 1 to 1242 code for a protein of 413 amino acids. Gene Ontology annotation, molecular function: FMN binding; chorismate synthase activity. The transcript is spliced from 3 exons. The record is from RefSeq and is a predicted model, not a curated record. Gene Ontology annotation, cellular component: cytosol. Gene Ontology annotation, biological process: aromatic amino acid biosynthetic process; chorismate biosynthetic process.
AUGUCUACUUUCGGAGAAUAUUUCAGGGUCACUACAUAUGGUGAAUCCCAUUGUCGCUCAGUUGGUUGCAUUGUCGAUGGCUGCCCACCGGGAAUGGAGUUGUCGGAAGAUGAUAUCCAACCUCAGAUGACUCGCAGAAGACCUGGACAAAGCGCCCUCACCACGCCUAGAAACGAGAAAGAUAGAGUAGAGAUUCAAUCGGGUACCGAAUUUGGCAUCACAUUGGGCACGCCAAUUGGUAUGAUUGUGAGAAACGAGGAUCAACGACCCAAAGACUAUGGAAAUAAAACAAUGGACAUGUAUCCUCGACCUAGCCAUGCAGACUUCACUUAUCUAGAAAAAUAUGGUGUCAAAGCCAGUAGCGGCGGUGGCAGGAGUAGCGCACGAGAGACUAUAGGUCGCGUUGCUGCCGGCGCAAUCGCGGAAAAAUACCUUCGGCUGUCGCAUAACGUUGAAAUCACUGCAUUUGUAUCAUCAGUCGGCAGCGAACAUCUCUUUCCCCCAACACCUGAACAUCCCAGCGCCUCUACAAACCCUGACUUUUUAAACCUCCUGGAAACCAUUAAUAGAAAGACCGUUGAUUCCUUCGUUCCUAUUAGGUGUCCAAACACUGAGGCAGCUCAGCGAAUGACCAAGGUUAUUGAACAAUUCCGUGACAAUCAGGAUAGCAUUGGCGGGACCGUUACAUGCGUUAUUCGGAAUGUACCCGUUGGCUUGGGAGAGCCGUGUUUCGACAAACUUGAAGCUAAACUUGCUCAUGCAAUGCUUAGCAUUCCUGCUACUAAAGGGUUUGAGAUUGGCUCUGGUUUCUUAGGUUGUGAAGUGCCGGGAUCAACCCACAAUGAUCCAUUUGUUGUCACUACAACAGAAGUGAAGAAUGAGGAUGGUACACCCACCAACACUCAACGUCUCACUACCAAAACGAAUAAUUCGGGUGGUAUUCAGGGAGGGAUUUCUAAUGGCGCUUCCAUUUACUUCCGUGUUGCAUUCAAGCCACCAGCGACCAUUGGACAAGCUCAGACAACCGCAACCUACGCGUUUGAGGAGGGUGUUCUCGAGGCCAAAGGACGUCAUGAUCCUUGCGUUGUACCACGUGCAGUGCCAAUCGUAGAGGCGAUGGCGGCUCUGGUUAUCAUUGAUGCAUUGAUGGCACAGAAUGCUAGAGAAACAGCAAAAAAUCUUUUACCUCCCUUGUCUAGGACUAUUCCUACACGCCCAGCGAGCAUGCAACCUCAGCCGUAA